Helianthus annuus (common sunflower) is the source of this 1429-nucleotide messenger RNA. RefSeq names its product structure-specific endonuclease subunit SLX1. Gene Ontology annotation, cellular component: Slx1-Slx4 complex. Gene Ontology annotation, molecular function: 5'-flap endonuclease activity; crossover junction DNA endonuclease activity. The record is from RefSeq and is a predicted model, not a curated record. Gene Ontology annotation, biological process: double-strand break repair via homologous recombination. Bases 101 to 1330 code for a protein of 409 amino acids. NCBI's taxonomy places the organism in Eukaryota, Viridiplantae, Streptophyta, Magnoliopsida, Asterales, Asteraceae. The transcript is spliced from 4 exons.
UUAUUGUUCGUAACGAAGGGAAGUCAAAAAGUCAACAAUCACAACGGUCAGAUUUUAUUAAACAACGGCAAAGAGUCCGAUUCGAGUGAACUCAGCGAUCAUGAGGAAAAGAAAGGGGCGUCAAUCAGAAACCCUAAUUCACUCUAACGGAGAACAAGAAGAUGAUGAAUUCAGAGAUCAACGGUCUAAUGAUACAGAAGACGACGAUAAAUCAGGCUUCUUCGCUUGCUAUUUGCUUACGUCACUCUGCCCUAGAUACAAAGGCCACACCUACAUCGGGUUUACGGUGAACCCACGGCGGCGGAUCAGGCAACAUAAUGGGGAAUUGUGCAGUGGUGCGUGGAGGACUAAGAAGAAACGUCCGUGGGAAAUGGUACUCUGCAUACAUGGUUUUCCAACUAACGUUGCUGCGCUUCAGUUUGAGUGGGCUUGGCAACACCCUGUGGAAUCACUUGCUGUUAGAAAUGCAGCAGUGGGUUUUAAAUCUCUUGGCGGGCUUGCAAAUAAGAUCAAACUGGCUUAUACAAUGCUCACACUACCAGCCUGGAACAACUUGAAUUUGAGUGUGAACUUUUUUUCAACGAAAUACACAAAGCAUUAUGCUGGGUGUCCUACAUUACCCAGCCACAUGAGGGUACACAUUCGUUCCAUGGAUGAGCUUCCAUGUUAUACAGAAGGAUAUAGAGACGAUGAAGAUGAUAUGUUCGGAUUUGAAAACGAUCUAUCUGACGAUGAAGAGGAACCCACAAAAUCAUUUGAAGAUGUAAUGAUUCCAGUUCUUUCUUAUACAAAUCACCACAACAAUGAAGAAGAAGCAAUUCAUGUUUCGGGUAAUGAAAAUUAUGAACAAUCAUCCUGCAAUAACAAGGAUUUGUGGAAUGAUGAUAAAGAACCGGAAACAAUACAAGUUUCCGUCUCUGCGGAUCAUCGAAACAAUGAAAACGAAGCAAUUUGCGUUUCAGAUGAUGAAAAUAAUGAACAACCAGCGUGCACGAAUAAAGAUACGUGGGAUGAUGAUGAAGAACCGGAAACAAUACCAGUUCAUCAAAACGAUGAAAAAGAAGCAAUUUGCGUUUCAGAUGAUGAAAAUUAUGAACCAGCGGCCUGCAGUAACAUACCUAAGAGAUCAUUUAUGGACUCGGGUUUUAAUAAAAUGGGUUGUGUUGGUGAUAAAGAUGGACCCAACACGAAGAUUUCUGGUUCUAGUGGUGAAGUUGAGGUGGUCGAUUUAUUUACCCCAUCACCCGAAUAUCGAAUUAGGAAGAAAAAAGCGGUUUCUGUUGUAUGUCCUGAGAUCAUUGACUUGACGGAGUCACCCAUAUGUGUGUAACUUUCUUUUUAAUCUUUGGUUUUUAUCAUGCUAUUGUUAUAGAUUCAAAAUAUUUUUUAUUCUAUAAAGAGAACAAUUCAGUUGUUCAUGUUUAAAUAA